CCAUCUGAUCAUACAGACUUUGUGUUUAGCGGGUAGAUAAUAUUGUUUGUUUUAUAUUGCUGUGGAAAACUUUCCUGUACGCGUUGUGUGUAUCUGUUCAUAUCGGAUUUCGUGCCAUUUUACGUAUUUUCCCCUGGAAAAGUGUUGUUUUGUGAAUGCUAAGCAACCACACAUGGGCCAGAGCAAAAAAAAGAAUACAACCGAUUCCAAUUCUGAUUCCAAGUAGUCGAGGUUCCUCAGCAACACAUUCCUUAAGUCCGUCGAAAUGACGCAGAGCGUUCCAUUGGCACGGGCCAUUGGUGGAUACAUCUUUGGCCUUCUCCAGGCCUGCAUUCGUUUUGUGUUCCGGCUAAUCUAUGGCCACAAGGGUGAGAGUGUUCCCCCAAUCACAGAUCCCAUUCUGCUGGAGUCUGCCACGUCGCUGGCCAGGAAGAUCCGCAACCAGGAGCUGAGCAGCGUCCAGGUGCUGGAAUCCUUCAUUCGGCGCAUUAAGGAGGUGAACCCCAUACUAAACUGUGUGGUGGAUGAGCGCUAUGACCAGGCCUUAAAGGAAGCAGCCGAAGCUGAUGCUCUGAUCAAAUCCGGUCAAUACAGCGUGGAGGAACUGGCCAAGCAGAAACCCUUCCUGGGUGUGCCCAUCACCACUAAGGACUGCAUAUCCGUCAAAGGCAUGCUCCACACUGCUGGGCUUUAUGAGCGUCGGGAUGUGCGUGGUGCGCAGGAUGCGGAUGCAAUGGCCCUGAUGCGCAAGGCUGGAGCAAUCCCCUUCGCCCUCACGAAUGUUUCCGAGGUGUGCAUGUGGUGGGAGAGCAACAACACGGUGCACGGAAGGACGAGGAACGCCUACGAUACGAAUCGCAUUGUGGGCGGCUCCAGUGGCGGCGAGGGCUGCAUCCAGUCUGCGGCUGCUUCCGCCUUUGGCCUGGGCUCCGACAUUGGCGGCUCCAUUCGCAUGCCCGCAUUUUUCAACGGCAUCUUCGGUCACAAGCCCAGCAAGCUGGUGGUGUCCAAUGUGGGUCAGUUCCCAGCGCCCUUCAGUGCGGAGCAGAACUCCUUCCUUGGCCUGGGACCCAUGUCACGUUUCGCCGAGGACUUGCGACCUAUGCUGAGGAUUAUGGCGGGCGAGAAGGCUGCCCUGCUCAAACUGGACGAGGAUGUGGACCUGACCAAAAUGAAGUUCUUCUACCAGGAGUCUGAUGGCGGUGGCCGUCUUAUAUCCGCCGUUGAUCCUGACUUGAGAGAUGCCAUGAACCGAGUGGUGAAGCAUUUAAGCGAGAAGUUUGGCAGUCAAAAAGUGGAGCGCAUCCAGCUGCCGCAGUUCCGGCAAUCGGCUGCCAUCUGGUUUGCCAACAUGCGCGACGACAGUGGCCAUGGAUUCGCAUACCAGCUGGGCAACCUGGAUCAUGAUAUCAACACGUACCUAGAGCUUUUCAAAUGGUUCUUUGGUGCCUCCAAACACACGUUCAUUGGCCUGUCGACGGCAAUCAUGGAUUCAGCCCAGUGCAAGCACGGAUCACCCAAGUACGAUCACCUGGUGCGCAAGCGGAACGAGCUGAGGGACGAGCUGCAGCGCCUGCUGAACGAUAACGGUGUGCUGAUCUACCCGACGCAUCCGACUGUGGCUCCGUAUCACAACGAGCCCAUUACGCGACCCAUUAACUUUGCCUACACGGGUAUUGUAAAUGUGCUGGGCUUCCCGGCCACCGCUGUGCCAUUGGGCAAACUGGGCAGCGAGGGUCUGCCGCUGGGAAUCCAGGUUAUUGCCAACUUCAACCAGGAUCGUCUGUGUUUGGCCGUGGCCGAGGAAUUGGAGCGAGCCUUUGGGGGAUGGGCAAGGCCCGAAGUUCGGCUCUGAGGCCAGCCAGAAUUAUUUGCAUACCUGCGAGUAUGCAGCUUAGCUAGCUGUUAGAUAGUAGUCGGGUCAGGUAAACCUCCUGGACUCCACCCAUCAUUACCCACUCCCGUGCAAGAACCCACCCACCCGAGUAUUCGCCUGGCGUCAGUUGGUAUUCCUUGUAUGUACUCCAGUGCCUCGUUGUAAUAUCAAUUUUCGAUGUGGAUUUAUCUAUAUUUGUAUGUGUUUUUAACCGUAAUAUAAUCAACGAUCCAAGCGGAUCCGUUCCCGUUUUGCAUUUACAAUAAAUAAUUGCAACCUAA
This is a messenger RNA of Drosophila suzukii, 2157 nucleotides long. Its product is annotated as fatty-acid amide hydrolase 2-A. The record is from RefSeq and is a predicted model, not a curated record. Lineage: Eukaryota; Metazoa; Arthropoda; Insecta; Diptera; Drosophilidae. Gene Ontology annotation, cellular component: endomembrane system.